Molecule: messenger RNA, 627 nt
Organism: Nicotiana tabacum (common tobacco)
Lineage: Eukaryota; Viridiplantae; Streptophyta; Magnoliopsida; Solanales; Solanaceae
Product: small ribosomal subunit protein eS21
Biological process (GO): translation
Cellular component (GO): ribosome
Molecular function (GO): structural constituent of ribosome
Source: RefSeq, a predicted model, not a curated record
GUCAAUCGGCGCUGAUUUAGGGUUUUUGGUGUUUUUGCUAUAAAACCUUUUAGCAGCUAUCCCUGCUCUUCUCCCCCAUAGCAAUCGUCGGUGUCGGUCUUCCAGGGCUAAAUCCAGGAGCUUUUAACUUCUAAAGUCUGCUAGUGUAAAGCCCAUUUGCCAAGAUGCAGAACGACGAGGGACAAAACAUGGACCUUUACAUCCCUAGGAAGUGCUCUGCCACAAACAGGUUGAUCACUUCUAAGGAUCACGCUUCUGUCCAGCUCAACGUUGGGCAUUUGGAUGAGUUUGGCCGAUACAAUAACCAGUUCACUACUUAUGCUCUCUGUGGAUUUAUUCGUGCCCAAGGAGACGCCGAUAGUGCUCUUGAUAGGCUCUGGCUGAAGAAGAAAGCUGAAGUUGGACAGCAAUGAGUUCCUAUUUGCUUUUGUCUCGCCAGCAGUUCGUGGUUGUUAGUGGCUUGAUCUCUUCUUUGUUUAAAGUUCAUUAUUAGACAAAUGGAAUUGCAUUUAUAUUACUUUUUUACUAUUUUAGUGAUGUAACAUGAUUUUCUACUGUUAAGAAAUUUUUUGGAGAUGGCGGACCAUUUGGCUGGUUGAAUCAUUUAUGCUUUAGAAUUUGGCUUUA